AUGCAAGCUGUCAUUUGGGCUAUCAGCAAGUGCAAGUUCUAUCUUCGUGGACUUCAGCACUUCAGUUUGAUGACAGAUCACCGUCCAUUGGUUCCUAUUUUGAACCAUUAUUCUCUGGAUGCUAUUGAAAAUCCUCGCCUCCAGUGCAUGAAGGAUAAAAUCGCACCCUACAUUUUUACUGCAAUGUGGCGUGCAGGUAAGGAGUUGUGCAUUCCUGAUGCCCUCUCCCGGUCACCUGUGAGUCACCCAACGGUGGAAGAUGGUACCUUCAAUACUGAGAUGGACACUUCUGUCAAGAUUGCGGCUUUGCAUGCUGUCAAAUCUUUUCAUGCAUCAGACGCUAUAGACGAGCAAGAGGAUCUCUUCAUGGAAGAAUUGCGUAUGGCUGCAUCUAAGGAUGCCUCAUAUGAAGAAUUGCUUCAACAUGUAAAGUCAGGGUUCCCCAAUGACCGCUACAACCUGCCAAGUACCCUGCGUCCGUACUGGAAAAUUCGCAAUGAGUUGUACAACGAUGGUGACUUGGUGCUGUAUGGACCUAGAGUGGUUGUCCCUGCUUCUUUACGCCGUAGCACCCUGGCUCGCCUGCAUGAUUGCCACUCCGGUGUAGAAGCUACAAAGCGUCGUGCACAGCAGACAGUCUUUUGGCCAGGCAUUAAUGCAGACAUAGUAAAUACCGUUCAUGCCUGUGAACCAUGCCAGCGCCUACAGCCUAGCUAG
Molecule: messenger RNA, 717 nt
Organism: Penaeus monodon (black tiger shrimp)
Lineage: Eukaryota; Metazoa; Arthropoda; Malacostraca; Decapoda; Penaeidae
Exons: 1
Coding region: 1-717 (238 amino acids)
Source: RefSeq, a predicted model, not a curated record